Molecule: messenger RNA, 4516 nt
Organism: Cuculus canorus (common cuckoo)
Lineage: Eukaryota; Metazoa; Chordata; Aves; Cuculiformes; Cuculidae
Gene: OFD1
Product: OFD1 centriole and centriolar satellite protein
Exons: 23
Coding region: 233-3148 (971 amino acids)
Biological process (GO): epithelial cilium movement involved in determination of left/right asymmetry
Cellular component (GO): ciliary basal body; centrosome
Molecular function (GO): protein binding
Source: RefSeq, a predicted model, not a curated record
CCCGGCCCUUCCCCCGCCUGAUGCCGCUGGGCGGGAUGACCGCGGUUGGUGGGGAGACCCUGUCCCGGGAUGAGCUCCGAAAAAGGCUCUAUCAGACCUUUAAGGACCGAGGCGUGCUGGACACGCUCAAGCCUAAUUCCUGUAGAAAGCCACGCUGAAAUAUCAGGCUAGUCUGAUGAUCUGGCUUUGUUAAGGUUUGACACAGCUCCGAAACCAGCUAAUCCAUGAACUAAUGCACCCGAUUUUAAGUGGGAAAGUUCGGCCACAGGCUGUUCCAAGUGAUGAUAGUCCACUUUUGAUCACGGCUUCUAACAGCUUGGUGGCAGAUCAUCUUCAGAGAUGUGGCUAUGAGUAUUCACUUUCUGUAUUCUUUCCAGAAAGUGGAUUGGAGAAGAAGAAGCUGUGGACUAUGCAAGAUCUUCUUCAAUUAAUGAGGAUCAAUCCAAAAUCCAGUCUUUACAAAUCACUGACUUCGGGAACUGAGAAGGAAAAUAAAGGUUUUCUUAUGCAGAUUUUAAUCAGGCUUAUGGAGCAUCAUCUAAAUAAGGAAACUUAUGACACAGAAACUCAGACUACCUCAGUGCCUGCUUACAGAGAAUCUCUUGCCGAGAAGCUUCACCUGAUUGAUGAACAGUUUGCAGACUCUUAUCCACAACACCAGAAAUAUGAAUCUUUAGAAGUAAAACUUCAUCAAUAUCGAAAAGAAAUAGAGAAUCAGCUUCAAGAAGAAAUGCGUCAGAAGCUAGAACAUUUUAAAGAAGUUGAAAUAGCAAAGAUUAAAAUGGAGGAGAAAGUGCAGACCCAGAAAGAAAUCUCUGAGCUACGCCAUGAGUUAGAGAGGACACAUCAAGCAAAGUCUGAAGCCUUGAUUUCACGUGAAAAGAAUGCUAUUGAGAGGCUUCAAAAGCAACAAGAGAUAGAAGCAAAGGAAGUAUAUGCUCAGAGACAGAGUCUACUGAAAGAUAUUGAAUUCAUAAGGACCAGAGAGGUAGAACUGAAGCAAAGAAUUGAAGCAUUUGAAAUAACUCAGAAACUUCAGGAAGAGAAAAAUAAAGCUAUUGAUGAUGCACUUCGUCGUCGGGAGGUUACUGUGAAGAACAUAGAGGAAACAUACGACCAAAAGCUUAAGGCAGAACUCUUAAAAUAUCAGCUUGAAUUAAAAGAAGAAUACAUAGUCAGAACCAAUAAAGUUACUGAAGAUGAGAAGAAAAAUAAAGAGCAAGCUAAGCUUUUGCAUGAAGAAGCCAUUGCUGUUAAUUCAAAAAAGGAGGAACUCAAGCAAGCUGUAUCACGCGCAAAAGAGCUUGAGCUGGAUUUGGAGUCAGCAAAAGCCCAGAUUCUAUUGGUAAAUAAACAAAACCAAUUGUUGACGGAAAAAUUAAAAGAGGUAUCAGACUACGGUUUGCUAAAAGAGGAGAAAUUGGAGCUUCAAGUGCAGAAUAAACUACUUAGGCAACAGUUGGAUGAGACUCGCAGUGAGAACCAGCAUCUUCGAGACAAGCUGUCCCAGCCCUCAGCAGAGCACCUGGCCUGCCAAGUGGAGCUGAGAAGAGUGGAACAUUCUAGGAAGCUGGCACUGGAUGAAUUUGAGAGUCAUAGGCAGAUUUUGGAAAAGCAGCUACAAAAUGAGGUCGAACGUUGUGCCCAGUUGAAGACCCAAUUGUUGGACUCCGAAGCUGCUGUCAGAAAGUUAAAUGUGCAGGUUGAGGAGUUGAAACUGCAGGUGAAACAAACACAGGCAGCUUUGGAAAAUGAAGUGUAUCGGAAUCCAAAGCCUUCACUUGUUGAUCGCUCUGUCCUUGACUUCACUGGUGACAAAAUUUUACCUCAUGACAUUUACGUGGAUAGCGCGUUCCUGAAGAAUCAGGUUAUGACCGACGUGACAAAGGUGAACGCUGUGCCAAGAGUUGGCUAUUGGCAACAGGUACAGCCAUGCAGUGCUUCUCCGGAUUCUGACCUGGAGUGUAUGGCGCAAACCCGGGCUAGAAUAAAAGAACUAGAAAAAGAGGCAGAGUAUUUGGAAGAAGCCUACAGGAACUACCAGCACAGAGUCAUGCAGGAUGCAGCUGCAAGCAGAACACCAAGAAACAUUCAAUCCUCUUUACUCCUACAGUGUGCUAUUAGUAGGCCCGUCUUGACUACCCAGCCUGAACUUCUAGAGAAUAAUACCAGCUGCCAGCAUUCCCCCCUGAGCAGUCCAAGAGGUGAAAAAUACAUGAAAAGAACUGGACAGGUUGAUGUCUUUAAAAGUCCCUUGACACCACCACACAAAGGAGCUGCUUCUUCAAGACGCCUUUCUUCUACUCCUGUUUCCAAAUUGGAAAGAGAUGUCAGUAUCAAGAAAAUUUCAGAUGGCAUUGGUGGCUCGUACCUUGCCUCUUCACAGCAGAGUGUUGACCAGGUGUUUUCUCCUAUUUCAAAGCCACAUAUACUUUCAUCUUCUGACUCUGUUUCUUCAUCACCCUCCAGCCGUGGCCAGAGAACCAGACUUCAUAAUCAACAAACAGACAAACAAGAUUUCAGUGAUAUCCCCAAACCAGAGAAACUGAUGUAUGAGGACCUUGAAGAACCCAUUUCUUCUCCGGAGUAUCAGGGGGACAUUCCAGAGCAGUGUGAAAGUGAUGCCUUGCAUCCAUCUGGGGACAUCGUCAAUGGAAACCAUGUCACAGCCACUGUGCCAGCAACAGCCACUUCGCUGCAGGACUUAACGGUGCUAGAUCAAAGACAGAGUGAAGAGCAGAACAGAGAAGUUGAGACAAACUUAGAAGAAGAAAGGAAAGCAAGAGAAGAAAGGAGAGAGACAGAACAACAGGAAGCUUUGGAAAGAGAGCAAACAGAAGCGGAAAAGCUUAACAAAGAGUGGAUCCAAGACUCGACAAAAAUAGAUGAAGAAAAAGAAGAUAAGGGGGAAAGAAAAUCUGAAAACAGUAAUUCUGGUGCUGAAGAUGACUUAAAGGAUCCUACUCCAAAUCCAUUAGAAAAAUACAUGAGAAUAAUUCAGCAGAGAAGAGAGCAGGAACCAGCAAACAAGGAUUCAAAGAGAGAAGAAAUGGGAGAAGUAUCACUUACAGAGGGACUUCUGUCCAGUGAAAAGGAUGACAGUGCUACAGGCAAUUCUCAUGGAGACACAGAUGAAAACUUCUGGUGAAAAAUAUCUACUGAUUUUUUCUUUUUUAUUUUUAUUAAUACUACAAUGGAGAUAUUUUUAAAGCAUCUUUCUACUGGUAAGAAGUUGUAAUAAGUUUUAGGCACAAAAAUUGCAGGCUGUGUAAUUACUAAUUAAUAAAGUUGAUUUUGAACUAUCUCAUCACUUCAGUCACCAACUUUAACUACUGAGCCCUGAUGUGCUAUUAAUCCAGAAUGAGGCACUUGAGUGGGGACAGAGGAAGGACAAAACCGCAUAAAGAAAGGAAUCUGUAUGUUCAGGUAGAUUGGCUUUGGCGCUGAAUUCCUAUACACACUGACAGCUUUUCAAGUUGUAUGCACCCCCCAACCCCUUCCCCUCGACUGUUACAAACUGUAGGUCAAAGAUAUGGUGUACAGGUAACAAAAAAACUCAGUCAUCACAGCAUUUUUACAGGUGUCCUGUGAAGACCUUUGCCUUGUGCAGAGAGCAGAGUGUCAGAACCAAGCUGAUAUGGCCCUGUUGCUGCUAUGGCAGGGGGAAAAAAGCACUUUAAAAGCAGCCUUAUCUCAUGUAUCACCUUGUUGGUAUUAACCAGCCCAGAAUGGAGAGAUUCAAAUAAAAAAUGCUAUUUAACUCAUCUUUAUUUAAGCUUUGUAUUUUGUAGGUAGAUUAUAGGCAAGAUCAUUAAACUUUAUUUACAGUAUAAAAUACAGUAUUUUUAUCAAUGAAGUAAUUUUGAGUGGCAGCAUAUAUUACAACUUGCACUGCAUCUGAGGCUGCUCAUCUUAACCUAACUACAAGAACGUGAAGCCAAGUUUGACAGAAUAUAGGGGCAAAAACCAAAGCUCUGUCUUGUAAAUUAAUUGGCUGUUGAAACACGAUGUAUCAAAAAUGCGACAGAAAUAAACUUUGCUUUUAGAAAUUAAGAUAAAAGAGUGAUUUGGUGGCUAGUCUGAUUUCACAUGCUGCUUAAUUUGGUGUUGCAGCAAUGCUAGCAUUUCCAGAAUUUCCAAGAGGCUCCUUCUGUUUGACAUCAGGAAUGGGAUGGAUAGUGCUCGUUGCAUUAUGCUGGCCUGGAACAACUACCAAUACUUCAUGCUAGGAACACUCGCUGACUUACCAUGCUGAAGCGUACACCUAUAGGGCAUCCCUUCCCAGUACACAAGCAAAUGGACACUAUAGAACAAAACGUGUUUAACUUCAGAUAGAGACAUGAAGCCUAGAGGUGCAUUAGUAUGGAGUAGCUGUAGGUCUCGUUUCAAAUAAGCGUACACAAGUGUUGUCUAUUAUCUACAAAUAUUUAUUUUAACACUUGGAUGUAACUACAGGAAGCCCUUGGCACUGAUAGAAAAUAUUGAUUCACUGUUAGGUUACAAAAAUUUAUACAUA